AUGAAGGACGCCAGCGACCCCGAGCCGCCGCCUGGGCCCCCCGUCGGCCGGAGGAGAGCGCCAACCAUCACCAUUGACACCACCGCCGUCAGCGCAAACAACAGCUCCGGCGACAUGGCUCAAGAUGCCCCCCGGGCGAGCCCCUCCGUGUCGCCCAUAUCACCCCCCGACGACCCCGUCAGCCCGUCCACCAUUGUCGAGCCCCCCGUCGCCGGAUUCACUCCCAACCAGCGCCCCGAGCUGCGCGCCGACACCUCCUUCGACAGCAAGGACAGCCGGCCCACGAGCCCGCACAACGUCUCGAGCCCCGUCAUGUCGCGGGCCGCCGCCGAGGGCGGCGCCGGCUUCCUCUCCGUCCCGCCGAACCCCCUGCGCUCGAGGCAGAACUCGGUCGACUCGCAGGAUGCCGUGCGCUCCGUCAGCUCCCACGGCGAGACCACCGUCGUCGCCUCGAGCUACACGCAGACGGACAAGUUCAAGGCCGCCGGCAACGACAAGGUCAUGAAGGACGACUCGGCGCUGGCCCCCGACGCCGGCACCGAGGAGGACUUCAAGGUCGACAACAACCCCUUCGCCUUCACCCCCGGCCAGCUCAACAAGAUGUUCAACCCCAAGAGUCUCCCGGCCUUUUACGCGCUCGGUGGGCUCCGCGGGCUGGAGAAGGGCCUGCGCUCGGACCGCAAGUCUGGCCUCAGCACCGACGAGUCGCGCCUCGACGGCGACGUCUCGUUUGAAGAGGCGACGGCCGCGACGGUCAAGAACAGUAAGCUGGAGACUGAGGGUGUCGUCAGCCCGGUUACCCGGCAACCCACUAACAAGUCUUUGCGCGCCAAAGACGACUCCUUUUCCGACAGAUACCGCGUCUUCAGAGACAACAGACUGCCUGUCAAGAAGGGCAAGAGUCUUCUUCAGCUCAUGUGGAUUACUUACAACGACAAGGUCCUGAUUCUGCUGUCCAUCGCCGCCGUUAUCAGCCUGGGCGUCGGCCUCUACCAGACGUUUGGCGGCGAGCACAAGCCCGGCGAGCCCAAGGUGGAAUGGGUCGAGGGUGUUGCCAUUAUCGCCGCCAUUGCCAUUGUCGUCAUCGUCGGCUCUCUCAACGACUACUCCAAGGAACGCCAGUUUGCCCGCCUCAACAAGAAGAAACAGGACCGCAACGUAAAGGUGGUCCGCUCGGGAAAGACGGUCGAGGUAUCGGUGUUUGACCUCAUGGUCGGCGACGUCAUCCACCUGGAGCCCGGCGACCUGGUCCCCGCCGACGGCGUGCUCAUCGAGGGCUUCAACGUCAAGUGCGACGAGUCUCAGACCACGGGCGAGUCCGACAUUAUUCGCAAGCGGCCGUCCGAUGAGGUGUUCGACGCUAUCCAGAACCACGAGAAUCUUAAGAAGAUGGACCCGUUCAUUCAGUCCGGCGCGCGAAUCAUGGAGGGCGUCGGCACGUACAUGGCCACGUCCACCGGUAUCUACUCGUCGUACGGCAAGACGCUCAUGGCGCUCAACGAGGACCCGGAGAUGACGCCCCUCCAGGCCAAGCUCAACGUCAUCGCUACAUAUAUCGCCAAGCUCGGCGGUGCCGCCGGUCUGCUUCUGUUUAUCGUUCUCUUCAUCGAGUUCCUGGUUCGUCUUCCGCGCCUGGACGACAGCGUCACGCCGGCUGCCAAGGGUCAGAUGUUCCUGAACAUCUUCAUCGUUGUCGUCACGAUCAUCGUCGUCGCCGUCCCCGAAGGCCUGCCACUAGCCGUGACGCUCGCGCUGGCCUUUGCCACGACCCGCAUGCUCAAGGACGCCAACCUGGUGCGCCACCUCAAGGCCUGCGAGGUCAUGGGCAACGCGACGACUAUCUGCUCGGACAAGACGGGAACCUUGACGCAAAACAAGAUGCAGGUUGUUUCGGGCACCAUCGGCACGAGCAACCGCUUCGGGGGUGCCCGGCCCAAGUCGGCUGACAGCGACGACGAGGAUGCGGAGCCCGACUUCGACACGAGCGCCGACAUCUCUGCGGCGGACUUCACGGCCAUGCUCAGCGCCCCCGUCAAGGAGCUGUUGCUCAAGUCGGUCGCGCUCAACUCGACCGCUUUCGAGGGCGAGGUCGACGGCGAAAAGACGUUUAUCGGAUCCAAGACUGAGACGGCCCUGCUGCUGUUCGCGCGGGCGCACCUCGCCAUGGGCCCCGUCAGCGAGGAGCGCGAGAGCGCCACGACCCUGCAGAUCAUCCCCUUCGACUCUGGCCGCAAGUGCAUGGGCAUCGUCGUGCAGCUGCCCAAGGGCAGGGCGCGCCUCUACGUCAAGGGUGCCUCCGAGAUUCUCCUGGCCAAGUGCACGCAGACGCUGCGCGACCCUUCGGUGGACGACUCGCUCGUCCCGCUUACCAGGGACGACAGCCGCACCAUUACGCGCCUCAUCGAGAGCUACGCCAUGCGAUCGCUGCGAACCAUUGGCCUCUGCUACCGCGACUUCGACGCGUGGCCUCCCAAGGCGGCCAAGCGCAGCGAGGGCGGCAAGGACCAGGUCGAGUUCGAGGACAUCUUCCGCGAGAUGAACUUUGUCGGCAUGGUCGGCAUCCAGGACCCGCUCCGCGACGGUGUCUACGACUCGGUCCGGGCUUGUCAGAAGGCGGGCGUCGUGGUCCGCAUGGUCACGGGUGACAACAAGCUCACGGCGCAGGCCAUCGCCAAGGAGUGCGGCAUCCUGCAGCCCAACAGCAUCGUCAUGGAGGGCCCCGACUUCCGAAACCUGAGCAAGCUGCAGCAGGAAGAGAUUAUCCCGCGGCUGCACGUCCUGGCCCGUUCUAGCCCCGAAGACAAGCGCAUUCUCGUGAAGCGACUCAAGGACAAGGGUGAGACGGUAGCCGUGACGGGCGACGGUACCAACGACGCGCCCGCGCUCAAGAUGGCAGAUGUGGGCUUCUCCAUGGGCAUCGCCGGUACCGAGGUGGCCAAGGAAGCAUCGGCCAUCAUCCUCAUGGACGACAACUUCUCGAGCAUCGUCAAGGCCCUCAAGUGGGGCCGUGCCGUCAACGACGCCGUCAAGCGGUUCCUGCAGUUCCAGCUGACGGUCAACAUCACGGCCGUGGUGCUCACCUUCGUCACUGCCGUGUCGAGCGGCAAGGAGGAGUCGGUGCUGACGGCCGUCCAGCUGCUGUGGGUCAACCUCAUCAUGGACACGCUGGCGGCGCUGGCGCUGGCCACGGACCCGCCGCAGGACAGCGUGCUGGACCGCAAGCCGGAGCCCAAGGGCUCGUCCAUCAUCUCGCCGACCAUGUGGAAGAUGAUUCUGGGCCAGGCCGUGUACCAGCUGGUGAUUACGUUCCUGCUGUACUAUGGCGUGCCCAAGGGCCUCAUCGACGGCAUCAUCACCAACGAGCCGCUGCCGGCGAACGUGGUCAAUACGCUGGUAUUCAACACGUUUGUGUGGAUGCAAAUCUUUAACCAGUGGAACAACCGCCGCUUGGACAACAAGUUCAACAUCUUUGAGGGUCUCAUGAGCAACUGGUUCUUCAUCGGCAUCAGCAUCAUCAUGUGCGGCGGACAGGUGCUCAUCAUCUUUGUCGGCGGCGCGGCGUUCCAGAUCGCCUCGAGCGCGAGCAGGGAUGCGGCACUCUGGGGCAUCGCCAUCAUCCUGGGCGCCAUCUCGAUCCCGGUUGGCGUGGUGAUCCGGCUGAUCCCGGACUCGGCGCUCCUGGCGCUGGUCCCCGACUUCCUGAAGCAGCGGGCGCACAAGGUGCCCGGCCUGACGGUGUCGGACGAGGAGAUGGACAUGUACCCGGAGCCGCUGGCGGACGUGCGGGACGAGCUCAACUUCUUGCGGCGGAUGAAGGGUGGGCGUCUCAACAACCUCAAGUUUGCGGUGCAGCAUCCCAAGGAGACUCUGAUGCGGCGGUCGCGCAGCCCGUCGCACUCGCGAUCCGAGUCGAUGAACGCGCCGGCGACGCCGGAGCGCGAGGACAGCUUCGGGUCACGGGCUCCGACGCCCGAGUCGCGGUCGCGGACCCGGUCGCGGUCCAACCGGUCGCGGUCCAACUCGGCGCUCGGGGCGCCAACAGUCAUGGCGGGCAUCGUGGCGGCGGGCGUGGCGGCCGGGUGGGCGCCGUCAGGUCGGCCGAGCGCGGACGAGACAGCGGCGGCCGGCACUUCUCAGCAAGGAGCAGAGAGCAGCGGCGAGACGCGGAAAGAGUAG
Molecule: messenger RNA, 4176 nt
Organism: Purpureocillium lilacinum
Lineage: Eukaryota; Fungi; Ascomycota; Sordariomycetes; Hypocreales; Ophiocordycipitaceae
Biological process (GO): calcium ion transmembrane transport; intracellular calcium ion homeostasis
Cellular component (GO): intracellular membrane-bounded organelle; plasma membrane
Molecular function (GO): ATP hydrolysis activity; ATP binding; P-type calcium transporter activity
Source: RefSeq, a predicted model, not a curated record